CUAAGGCUAUUUCCGGCUUGAAGCUUCGAUGAUAAUUGUGUAGUAGUACUAGUUUUUAUCAUUAAAUAGCCCUCCACAGUCUAAUUAGUUUGGAGGGUUUUUUCAAAUCAAAAUCUUAAUGUUUUGAGCUUAUGAUAGUGAUGUAGUGGGAGUAGUAUAUAAUCAGGGAUGAAUGUUUUUUUUGAUGGAAAUUUUUUGAAGUGGCGUGACAACGGACAACUCCCCUUCACAAUUUCCCAACCAAGAACAAUUAUUUAACCUGAAAAUCUCUCUCCUCAUCCACUCUAUCUACUUGCUUGCUGGAAUCUCAUCUCAAAGCAAUGAAUAUGACACCAUCAGAACCAUGGAGGAGUUUUCCGGGUACCCAAUUCAUCUCCACUUUCUGUAGACAUUGAAACUCUGCAGAAACAGAUUCAUGAACUUUCAACUCUCUGAUACACACGCGCCUUCAGUCACCAGGAUCCUUUACAGGGAAAAAGAUGUACAAGCGAGGGUGUUCGUCAAGAGUUUGAUGAUCAUUUCUGGUCUCUCGGUCAGAGAGGAUGCAGUUGGGAACAUAUUUGGUCGAUGGGUCGGUUCUGAACCAGAGCUGCCGCCCGUUUCCACUGGUUCUCAUAUCGAUGCUAUACCGUACUCGGGGAAAUAUGAUGAAGUAGUCGGAGUGUUGGGUGCCAUCGAGGCAAUUAAUGUACUAAAAAGGUCAGGGUUUAAGCCUAAGAGAUCUCUGGAGGUGAUCAUGUUUACAUCAGAAGAGCCAACGCGAUUUGGAAUCAGCUGCUUGCGAAGCCGCUUAUUAGCUGGAAGUGAAGAACUGGCCCAACUUCUCAAGAGGACAGUCGAUGGCCAAAAUAUAUCCUUCUCUGAUGCUGCCAAAUUCGCUGGAUAUGCGAACAAUGAGGACUUUUCCCAGUGUGGCUUUAAAAAAACAAUAUCAAUUGGCGUUGUCACCGCCAUUGCUGCUCCAGCAAGUAGCAAAGUGGAUUUUGAAGGCAAUGGAGGGCAUGCUGGAGCUGUUCUGAUGCCAAAGAGAAACGAUGCAGCUGCAGAAUUAGCCCUUGCUGUCGAGAAACAUGUUUUAGAAUCCGGAUGAAUUGACACUG
Salvia hispanica is the source of this 1100-nucleotide messenger RNA. RefSeq names its product ureidoglycolate hydrolase-like. Gene Ontology annotation, molecular function: hydrolase activity, acting on carbon-nitrogen (but not peptide) bonds, in linear amidines. Lineage: Eukaryota; Viridiplantae; Streptophyta; Magnoliopsida; Lamiales; Lamiaceae. The record is from RefSeq and is a predicted model, not a curated record.